Messenger RNA from Lasiodiplodia theobromae, 1224 nucleotides. Its product is annotated as SMP-30/Gluconolaconase/LRE protein. The record is from RefSeq and is a predicted model, not a curated record. The coding region runs from base 1 to 1224 and encodes 407 amino acids. NCBI's taxonomy places the organism in Eukaryota, Fungi, Ascomycota, Dothideomycetes, Botryosphaeriales, Botryosphaeriaceae. The transcript is spliced from 2 exons.
AUGUCUCCUCCCCGCACCGCGCACUAUAAGAAGUCGCCUCCCAAGCCGUCAGCGGAGCCUUCCCCGCCUGCGCCAUCUCUUUUCUCUGACCGCCGCGUGCAAUUGACAGCUCUGCUUACGCUGUGCAUAGCUUUCAUCAUGGCUGCUGGUUUUGUCGAUGUCGACCUGGUCGCCUUGGCGUCCAACGCCAACUAUUUUUCAACUCUGCCUGCAACGAGCGCCGCCGAGCCUGCCAUUGCCCUGCUCAACUUCAACUCAUCCUUCCAGACCGACGUGCUCGGUCCCAAUGCCACUGCACGGAAAAUCGCCGAUCUGGAUUGGCAAGCCUUCCACGAGGCCGGAAUUUACUACGAGCCCGACAACUCCAUGUACAUUACCUCCAACUACAUCUCGCUUGAGGACAACAUCAACAUCACCAUUGUGAGCCUGGACGACUACAGCAUCAAAUCCACCCAAUUCCCCGACCUGUGGGAAGCCAAUGGCGGCUCGUCCUAUUACCCUCCCGGCUCCGACACCACCAAGCGCCCUCCUCAGCAUGUCUACUGCGACGAGGGCGAUUUCGAGCAUCCUUCCGCUCUGAUCGCUGUUGAUCCUGGCACAAACACAUCCACUACUCUCCUCACCUCCUUCCUUGGCCGCAACUUCUCCUCGGUCAACGAUGUCCGCCAGCACGCCGAAACCGGCGACCUUUGGUUCACCGAUGCCGAUUACGGAUACUUCCAGUACUUCCGUCCCCCUCCGGUCAUUCCCAAGCAGGUCUACCGUUUCGAGCCCUCCACCGGUGUUAUCCAGGUUGUGGCCGACGGCUUCGUUGAGAGCAACGGUCUUGAAUUCUCGCCCGACCACAAGACCCUGUACGUCAGCGACACGGGCGCUCAGCAAUUCACUCGCAACGACACCGGUCCUGGUACCAUCUACGCGUUCGACAUCAUCGAUGGAAAGCGUCUCGCCAACAGACGCCUUUUUGCCUUCUGUGACAACGGCUUCCCGGAUGGUGUCCACACUGACACUGACGGCAAUGUCUGGGCCGGAUGCGGCGAUGGUGUGCAUGUCUUUAACCCCGACGGCAUUCUUCUCGGCAAGAUUUACGUUGGAGAAACAAGCAACAACUUUGCUUUCAUCCCGGGUGGUGUCCUUGUGUUCAGCAACUACCGUCUCUGGCUGGUUGAGAACAUCAAAGCACAGGGCAGAGAGGUCUGCAAGGACUUUGGCGUUGGCUGCUGA